Messenger RNA from Nanorana parkeri, 471 nucleotides. RefSeq names its product molybdopterin synthase sulfur carrier subunit-like. Lineage: Eukaryota; Metazoa; Chordata; Amphibia; Anura; Dicroglossidae. The record is from RefSeq and is a predicted model, not a curated record. Gene Ontology annotation, biological process: Mo-molybdopterin cofactor biosynthetic process. Gene Ontology annotation, cellular component: cytosol. The transcript is spliced from 4 exons. The coding region runs from base 69 to 329 and encodes 86 amino acids.
UUUGCAGUGUAAUUUAGUGCGGAGUGUCGGAUCAGUGUGACCCGUCCACAUCUCCGUCCUCUGGCUUCAUGACUUGUGAGGUGGUGGUCUUGUACUUUGCAAAAAGCUGUGAACUGGCCGGAGUUCGCUCAGAGAACGUGACUGUCCCCCAAGAAACAACAACAAGGCAACUGUGGGAGGAAAUUACUUCGCUGCACCCGAGGCUUUGCUCCAUUCAGGAUCAUGUGGUCCUCGCUAUCCGUCAGGAAUAUGUUGCCAUCGGUGAUGAGGCCAUAAGUUUGCGCCCUGGGGACGAAGUUGCCAUCAUUCCACCUAUCAGUGGGGGAUAGGACUCUAAGCUGCUAUGGGGGAUGGUGAGGAGCCUGAAGACUUCAUUAGAGUAUCACCAGAAAAGCUCUCCGUGGAUGAAGUUUCUCAGUUGGUGGUUUCUCCGAGCUGUGGGGCGGUGUCCCUCUUCAUAGGUACAUGACG